Molecule: messenger RNA, 2386 nt
Organism: Dreissena polymorpha
Lineage: Eukaryota; Metazoa; Mollusca; Bivalvia; Myida; Dreissenidae
Product: V-type proton ATPase subunit S1-like
Exons: 9
Coding region: 32-1444 (470 amino acids)
Cellular component (GO): proton-transporting V-type ATPase complex
Source: RefSeq, a predicted model, not a curated record
AGCUUUACCGUUUAUUUCCUCGUUUCAUCACAUGAUACCGGAAGUGGAAAGAGUUAAGCAGAUGACUGUCACAAUGUCGAAUGUAUUUCUUUUAAUCGUAUUUGCUGCGAAUUUAAGAACUUUAGAUGCUGCUUCAAGCCCCGCAUUGAUAUGGUCAUCGAGCAGGCCCAUGAGUGACCUUCCAGCUGGAAUUGCUGGCAACACUGUAUCAGUGGACAACUUCCAUGACACCUACCUGAAACCUCUAGCAUCCAGCCCAGAGCAUUCGCUGGUGGUCUUUGUCCAGAACAAGCUGAGUGUAGAAGAUUUCACCAAGCACGCUGAUGUGUACAACCCAAGUAGCGAUGGGGGAGCCUUCAAAAAUGUCAAGACUGCAAUGGACGAGAGCUACUCCAUUCAGCUGCCCACAGUGAGCUCCCCUACCUCCGCCAUAGAGACGCUCUUUACCUCCUUCACUGGAGAGGUCAUCAAGGUAGACAACCCUGAUGAAGUGCAGACCUUGAACCUAGAUCCCAGCAAGUCCUAUAUGAUUGUUGUGAAUCUCCCACCAGUGACCAAACAUGAUGAGUAUGGAUCUUUCCAGGCCAGUGAUGCUGCCAUCGGGCACUGCAUGCGUCACAUGCAGAAACGUGGAUUAAAGUUUAGCGCUGUUUAUACUGCAGAAGAUUCUCAGAUAUCAGCCUCUGAUGUCCACUCUGGCCGCCGACUACUUGCCAAUGAAGGGGCCACAAACGACAACUACACCGGAUCUUUCUGGUCAUCAGAAAACGCCCUCAUCUUCAUGAAGUCGGUGAAUCUAACCAUUACACGUGCGGUCCAAGAGAACAAGCAGCCCAAGGAGAACUACCAGUGGACAUUUGACCAGGCCAAUGUGUCCAGCAGCCUUGUCAACGAGUCCAUCGAAAUCGAGAUGAAAUUUGACAGUCCAAAUGGGACAGCCACAAUCAGUUUCGCUCUAAUCAAAACAGAUAACAUGGGCACACAAUGGAAGUCCAUGCGAGGCAGCCUUUCACUGGUAUCAAAGGAUGGACCCAAACAUGCCAAUCUCAGUAACCUGUCAAUGGACUACGACAUUGAGUCACUGAAGGGUUACUGUUACCACUGCGGUAAACUGGUCCCAAAGCCAAGCAUUCGCAACUACACUGACAACAACACGAUCCCAGCUGGAGAUGUAGAUGCUGUGGAGCUUAUCCUGUACAGGUUCCAGCUGGACAUCUCGUUCAAUGCCACGCUACGCAACAUGUCCAACGAGAACACUACAUUCUCUGCAGACGUAUGGGAGUGUGUGGAGUUCUUCACAAUUCCCAUCUGGAUGGGGCUGCUGUCGUCGCUGAUACUGAUGAUGGUGCUCUUCUACGGCAUCACGAUGAUCUCCAACAUCACCACCAUGGACCGCUUUGACGACCCCAAGGGAAAGACGAUCACUGUCACAGUCAACGAGUAGACGGGCUGUGAAAUGACGAGAUUCAAGGGGAUUUGUCCUAAUUAAUUCAUUAAUUUCGUGGGGUUUGGAAAAUGAAAAAUCUUUCUAUUCGUUAAUAAUGUGGGAAUUUGCAUGAUGUCCAAAUCAAAAGCUCAUGUGUAAAUUCUUAUGAAAAAAUGGGGAUUAAGAUUUACUUGGUGAAAAAAUCAUGUCAUGUAUUAGUGUAUUAUCUCUCUUACUUCCAACAAGAAGACUUCAUGAAUAAAGAUUUGAUAUUCGUAUGAUGUCUGAAUUUAUAGAUUAAUUUCUUUUAGCUAGGGACUGGCUUAACAAAUCAAUCUUUAAUAUGAUGUAUGAAAUCUUUGGAUUUGCAUAAUGUCAAACUUUAUUUAUUAAAUUUAUUUUGAAGGAAAUUGUGGUAUUUGCAGGAUUAAAGAAAAUUGAAAAUGGUGAAUAAACAUGGAUCAUUUGUUUGAUAAUUCUCAUGAAAACAAUGUUGAAGAAAAUAAUCCAACUUCUUUGUCCUGUUAAAAUUCUUGAAUAUUUUCAGACUAUAAGAAAGUGAAAGUCUGAAAUUUCAAACAAAUUUGUGUUUUGUAUUUGUUUAAUAAACAAAACCUUAAAAGCAAAUCUUUAAAAAAAAAUUAAGAAUCCUAGUUAUAAUGAUGUUAGUGAAAUUCUGAUGAUUUUCUUAUCAAGACAUCUUGAAAUUUAGAAAAUUGUCAUCAAUAAGAGGUCGGGUGCUUCAAAUUGUACGAGUCAGGAAAAUAUCGGGCUUAAUAAUUUGUGUGAAAGAUUUCAUUAUUCGGAGAAAAAUAAGAUAAUCAGUUUUGCGGAUAGAGACUUUCAAAUGAAAGUACAUUUUUAGAGUUUGUGUGUGUUAUCUGUUCAAAUUUCUCUUUUAUUGACACUUAUCAUAACAAUAAUUCCAACAGGCUUUUUGAAAUAAAAUUUAAUCAAGAG